AUGGUGAUUUUCCAGAGACAAAAUUUCAUUUGUUCCAAUUUGAGCAAACUCGAAAUUUUCGCCAGUGUUAUCUCCAAAAUGUUUCCUAAAUUAUAUUUUAGAAGAAAAAUGGAAAGAAAUUUAGAAAUUCACUUGAAGCCAGCAAUAAUCUGGCAUUUACAAAACUUAGUCAAGAACUUGACGAAUAAGAUGAUGAGCACUUCGUUGCCUGAGUUUGAUAAGGUCCUCGAGCAAAGCCCUGAUGGAGAGGAAUACCGCACACAUUUAGUGAGGAUCUUGCUGAAAGAGAUCGACUUCCAAGGCAACCGACAGAAGGAAUCGGUUAAGAUCAAUCUCCUCAAGCCCAAUCUACAGAAAAUCAUGGAAAGCCCUUACUUUUUGUCUCACUAUGUCUUUGAGAUCUUCUUGGAUGUGAAGGACAUAGCUGAUUUUUAUGGAGAUAUCCUCAGGCACCUAAAACUCAAGGUCUCUGAACAACUGAUCUUCUGACUAGGAAUUUAUAUUUUCUCAAUGAACUCUAAGGAUGCCAAAAGUAUUAAGAUCCUCAAACAGAAGUUGAAGGAAUGGUUCGAAUUUGAGAAAGAUGGAGAACUUCCCUCCUAUGCGGUGUACCAGAUCCUAAACGCCAUUAAGUCAGAGCCUGAGCUAAGCGAAGACACUACCUUUAGUAUGAACAUUAGAGAGUUCUUAGUUCAACAAAAUGUGAAAUCUAUGAAGGAAGAAUCAAUGAAUGCUCAGAAACUCUCCUCUAUUUUUGAAUGUAACCGGACGAAUUCUUUGUACAAAUACGAAAACGAGACUAAAAACAACACUGAGUUUAAAUUUGUGGAGAAAUGAUCCAACACACACCAAGUGCUGGAGCCAUGGCAAGUGCUGAUCGACCUCGGUCCCUCUAUUAGUAACUAUGAGUCUGCUCUUUUGUUCGACGUUCUGAAAGACUUUAGUAAAACUUCUCUGAGAGGACUUGCCCACACUUUGAUUGCUUUGAGUAAUCACUUCACUGCAAAUGACAGAGAGAAAAAUUUGGAAACAAUUACUAUGAAGUGAAACAUGAAGGGAGACAUGACUUAUAUGAAUGAAAAUCCAGCUGAAUAUGAGAUAGCAGAGCAACAGUGGAAUCUUGAUGAGCUCUCUAAAGCCUUCAAGGAGGUCUACCAAAACGCUACUUGGAUCGAACUCAUUAAAUUUUUGGAUGUUGACACUGAUGCUAGAGAAGAAUUUUAUUUCCAAUCUCAGAACUCUUUCGAUGUCUUCAUGAAGAUUUGGAAUUCAUUAAAGCCUCCCAGCAAGAGUUUCCCUGUUGAGUUUUUGAUUGCCAACUCAUGGAAGAAUAAGAGAGCUCAAGUUACUUGUCUAGAGUAUGCUAUAAAUUACUCUUACCAAAAUGCCGAUAUUCCUUUCGAAAAGGCAAAGAGAAGGCAGGAUCAUAACAAGCAACUUCAAGGAAUCAAGCCUUCUGUCGCAACAUUCUCUCGAAUAUGGAACUGCAUCGAUCUUGUUCAGACCUUGGUAAACCUCUCUGAUUCAAACUAUUUCAACAGAGUGAAGAAUAUCUUUGAGCCAGCCUUGAAAUCGAAUCCUGAGUAUCUCCUGCUGACUUUGAUUAAGAUCAAGACUAAGAAUGGAAGGUUCUUAUUAGAGGAUAUGUACUCACAGUUGUUGCCAAUAUUCCUGACUGGUCACCCCAACUCUAUUCCAAUCCUAAACGAGGUGUGGAGCGCAGACAAGAAUAUAGUGAUUAAUUCUAUAUCAUCUCUAUACUCUAAAAAUCAAAAGAGUAUGAAUCUCUCUCGCGUGUUGGAUAUCUGCCAGUCUAUCAAGAACUCUCUGCUGCAAAUUCUUGAGACCUGCAAGGAUUAUAAUUUCACUAUCCAGUUAGCCCUACUGGCUGCCAAGAGAGACUUCCUGCAUUUCGAGCGUAGCAUAGAGAAGAUGAUCCAGGCUGAGGGAGACCCCUUAUUCCAUGCUUUGUUCAAGUACAUAUACGCAAACCUGAUCAUUCCUAUUGAGAACUCCAAUGCUGAUUUGAAGAAAAGGGAGGAAAUCGUCGAAAGAUCUCUUCUUUCAGAAGAACGGUUACAGAUCAUUGUGGAUAAGUUGAUCAAGUUCAAGGACCAGAAUCCAGACCAGGUAGACUUCAUUACUCGCAAGAAGUUCGAGGAAAUUUAUAUGAGAUUGGUCAAGAUCUUCUCCAACAUCCAGACUGAAGAGCACCCAAAUAAUGAGUUGAUAGAGGAGAAGGGGAAUGAGUACUUCCAACAACUUUAUAAAGGUCAGAAGUCUGUUGAAGACCUUGUCAAAAUAAUGAAGGACUUCAGGUCCUCCUCUAACUCUACAGAGAGAGAAAUCUACGCCUGUAUGGUUCAGAACUUGUUUGACGAGUGGAAGUUCUUCCCAAAAUAUCCUAAGAAGGAACUUGAGAUGACAGCCAAGCUCUUUGGAAAGAUCAUGAGUGAGAGGAAGAUCAUUGAUGGUGUAGUCACUGAUAUUGGUCUCAAAUGUAUCGUGGAGGGUCUCAAAAGAGAAGGCAAAAUGUUCCUGUUUUCUAUAACUGCGUUAGAAGAGUGUAAGAACUCAGUUGAACAUGAAAAUGGGUUGAAAAACAUCCUUUCUUGUCAGCAACUUCAAGAGAAGAAACCUGAUCUCUACCAGCAUAUUUUGAGAAGAUACCAUCAACUGCAUUCGAACACAGAGCCUCAAAAGCCACAAAGCACUGAGAACAAGCCAAUGAAGCCUCAGAAUACCAUGGGAGAUAUGAAUCGUCUAAAUCAGCCAAUGAAACGAGAGAAUAUCCCUGCUUCGAACACUCCUGAUCAGAGACCUCCAAUGGAAAGUGGCUUUAAUCCAAACUUGCAGAGACAGAAUAAGCCGAAGAAUCCUAACACAAUGGCUAGCACUCCUACUCAGCCUGGGAAGUAUUUCACGCCAGAUCAGAAUGUGAUGGGUGGAUGGAAACCUCAAGGCCAGAUGGGUGCAAACAGGAAUCUCUACCCUCCCGGAAAUAUUCCUCCAAGCAUGUCUACUCGUUUGCCACAGGAUAACUUCUCAUUAGGUCCCUCAGCUGAUAGCUCAACUGCUGAUAAGAGAAGUCUGAACCCUUUGAGUAGAAAAUUCAUGCCAAAGACACAGCAGGUACAAGAAUACUUGAAGAAAGAUGAAAUGAAGCUUCCUUCUGAAUUCAUGGAUAACCUCAUCACUAUUCUGAACAUGACCGGAACAGACCAGAUCUAUGGCAAAGCUCAGGAACUAGAAAGCCAAAUGAAGGAUGAAUACGUUGAAAAAAUGGCUCACUUCACUGUUGUUAAAAGAGUCACCGACGCUGAUGAGAAGAGAAUUCAAUUCUAUUCAGACUUCUUUUACUCUAUGAAGAACAGAAAUAUUGUUAAUUCUUUGAUCAAAGAGUGUAUCCAAGUUAUCCUAAGGAUCAUUACCACUGAGAUAGCAGAGAUUAGCAAUAGAAAUGAGAUUAGCAGAGCUGCCUCUAACCCUGUCAAGAACGUCUCCUUGUUCCUGGGGUACCUAACCAUCAGACAUGAGAGAGCUCUUCUUCUAACAGAAUUAGAUCUCAAGCAACUCUUGAUAGAAGCUGAGACAAAGAGAUGAAUGGUCAGCGCCAUGAUUGUUGUCUGUAAGAUCUUGAGAGUAGGAGAAGCUUCAGAUUUCAGAGGAGUUUUCAAUCGUUAUAAUCCUUGGAUGCAAGGUCUCUACUCCCUCCUUGUUGAAUAUAAGAAGAACUUCUGUCAGUUGAGUAAAGAAUCAGACAAGAUCAUCUACAAUGAAAUCCAACUUGUAUUAAAGAACACUCAAUUGAAUGAAAACCAGAUCAGAGAGUCGACUCUCUUCAGAGACUUGUCUAACAAAGAAACAAGAAACAAUGAACUAAAUCACAUUUUGAGGAAGAUAGCCAAUUCUCCUUAUAUUGUUGUCCCAGAAAUCUCUGAAGAAGAUGCACAGGAAGGAGAAUACUGAAAAGAAGAGGAUCUCCAGAAUAUGCCAGAUGAUUUUAAUUCAGAGAGAGUUAACAUUGACGAGACUAGCGAAAAGUUCCCAAAUAUUGAUCCAAAAAUCCUAAAAUCUCUCGUUAUCAGAGGAAUAAAUUAUGCGAUGAAAGAGAUCAUUGACGCUGUUAUUAGAAGAGUCAUCCCUAUAGCCUCAAUCACCACGAGAUCUCUUGUCUUAAAAGACUUCGCAUUGGAGACAGACCCAUCUAAACUGAAAUCUGCUGCUGAGAUUACUUCGAAAUCUCUGGCAGGAAUGCUUGCUUUGAUCACUUGAAAAGAUAUCUUGAAGUAUCAGUUCAUGAAGAGUUUGAAAGAUCUGGUCUAUUCCUCUCAGAACCAACAAGUUCGAAGCCUUGAUGACCAAGGAAAGAAGGAACUCAUUGAGCUCCUCUCUAAGGAAAACUCUGAAAUCGGCUGUAAACAGAUCAUUGAUGAAGUCAAAAAGCAAGCUCUGAGCAAUAUUGAGAAAGAUGAUUCUAUCAACCAAGAGAUUGCUAAUCGACAGAAGUACCAACAUGAUGGAAUCGAAUUUAGAGAUUUGAGUGUUUUGCACCAAUAUAAUAGACUUCCAGAAAUUCUCCGGCCUCAAGAAGCUGGCCUGACUGAUCCUGAAUACCAAGUCUAUCAAGAUUAUGAUGGUAUUGAAGACAUGAUCGAAUCCGUUCUCGAAGAUCCUGAUGAGAUAUUUAAGGCUCCUGAGGAAGAGAAUCCAUACUCUGGGCAGAUGAAUCAAGCCCAAAAAUCAACAAUUGAUCGAGUAUUCCACCUUUGUAAGCUCUUCCUGAAUAAGGGUAACGUCCGAGAUUAUGAGGCUACUCUCAGAAAUGAGAUUGAGCAGAUUAGGGCCUACAUCCAGAGCGAUAAUGCUAUUGAAGACCUCAUCUCAGAAAAUAUUCUUGCAGUAGAAAAUAUUUCUUUUAACCCUAAUCUACUUAUCUUCUUGAUCGAGUCUAAGGUUGUCUCACUGAGCUCAUGGGAGAAGAGAUUUGCAUUUUUCAUAAAUGGAACCCCGAUGAACUUCAGUAAGCCCAGUAUUAUAGAAUUCAUGGAAAUGUUCAUCAUCAGAGGAAUCUUAGAAAAGAAGUUGUUCACCAAUGAGGACAUUCCAGAACUGUAUUCCAUUAUUGAAUCAUACUCGAGUUCUCAAAACAACGUGGCUUCGACAAAAUGGAACUGAAUCAAGAUUUUAGCUAAAGGAGACAGCAUCGUAUCAAAUUCUGAAGAUGUAGCCGAGCUCUGAAAAUACUACUUUGACCAGUGGUGAAACUCAGUAGACAAGCCAAGGCUUUUGCCAAUGUUCAAUCAUAAAAUUGGCAAUGUGUUUAAGAACUCCCAGGAUAUGAAGAUGUUCAUCAAGCAUUGCCUCAUAUCAGCUGUAGAAAGAGACGAAGACCAGUCUGGAGUUCUCUAUUCUUACUCUAAGUUAGACAACUUCGUUCAGCUUAUCAUCGGAUGUAGUUUUAACUGGAUCAGAAAUCCCUCAGGAUUCACCUUGAAGAAUGUUAUUGAGGAUGGUGAAGUACUUGAGAUAAUUUCACACCCUGACUUGCUCGAAAAUAGUAGCUCCCAACAGACGUAUACAUUUGAUCAGAUUCCUUUUAAGAGGAUCUUAUCUGCUUUCACUAACCAUUUCUUCACCCUAUUCCAUGAAGAAGAGAAGGACAAUCUAGAGAAGAUGCAGAAAAAGAACCAAAUUUUGGAGAUGUUCUCUAAUGUUUUCAAGGAGAUGAACCCUUCCAGAUAUCCAGGAUUUGCCUUCGCCUGGGUUGAACUGAUUUCUUCUCCAGCUUUCAUGCCAAUGAUGCUGACUGGUAAAAAUGAGCACAACCUACACGAGAGAUGGUUUAAAAUGCAUGAGUUGUUUAACAAAUUAUUCGGGUUUUUGAAGGAGAACAUCUACGAAAAUUGCUCAACAACACCAGCACUAGAGAAAUUAUUUGAAGGAACUCUGAAGCUAUGUCUAGUUGUACUCCAUGAUUAUCCAGAGUUCUUAUGCUAUUACUACUUUGAAUUUAUCAAUCACCUACCUCUCUACCAGACAGUGAAUUUGAGGAACAUGAUUUUAGCUGCUUAUCCAAAGGAAAUGAGAUUGCCUGAUCCAAUAAACAUUAAUAUUGAGUCCUUCCCAGAGAGUACGAGCAUUUACACAAAAGAUAGGCAAAGUCACUUACAGAAUUAUAUCCCAGACUCAGAAUACUACGCUUAUAAGGCUGAUUUAGACAAAUAUUUAGCAAACCCUGAAGAUGAGACUUUACUUUCUAUCUGUAAGAGGAUCGAGCAAAACCAGAAGGUCAAGGAGUACAGGAGAAUUAUCAACACUGGGCUGGUCCACUCAACCAUUUUGUACCUCACUUAUGAUAUUGAGGAGAUCAAGACAGUAGAAAAGUUAGAGAACCCGAAAUUAUCCCAGAAGUUUAUCUUCAUGUGCAGAAAUCUGUCCACUCCUGUCAGAGAUAUUCUCCUGAACUGUAUGUUUGACGAGCUUAGACUGCUGAACAAGUCAACUGUAUUCUUUAUGAAUGCUCUUCUACAAGUGUUCAAAGCUAAAGGAGAGCACGAUAAAAUUAUCCGCUCUCAAAUCUGUAGAAUUUUGUCUGAUAGAGGUCUCAAAAUCAACAAGCAGCAGCUUGAAAGGCAAAAAUCCCAGAGAAUUCAGCCAUGGGGACUGCUAGCAUUCACAGCCCGUAUAACCAAUGAGGAGGAGUUUAAAAACAUCGCCAACAACUAAAAGGCAG
Messenger RNA from Moneuplotes crassus, 6736 nucleotides. The record is from the annotation of a GenBank genome assembly. NCBI's taxonomy places the organism in Eukaryota, Ciliophora, Spirotrichea, Euplotida, Euplotidae.